Pimephales promelas (fathead minnow) is the source of this 1564-nucleotide messenger RNA. RefSeq names its product E3 ubiquitin-protein ligase TRIM16. Gene Ontology annotation, molecular function: protein binding; zinc ion binding. Lineage: Eukaryota; Metazoa; Chordata; Actinopteri; Cypriniformes; Leuciscidae. The record is from RefSeq and is a predicted model, not a curated record.
CAGAAUUUGAAUCCUGCAUUGCCAGUGCUUUAAUCAUACUUCCACAUAAACGAAACUCAGUCAAAUACUGCCAGUGCCAGCACAUCCACAAUCAUGGAGGAAACAGCUCCAGCUCUUCAUUCAAGUGGAUCCACAGAUGUGGAGUGUAAUGCGUGCGUCGGAAGGAAACGCAAAGCUGAUCAGACCUGUCUGGAGUGUGUGGAAUCAUACUGUGAAAUGCAUCUUGAUUUGCAUAACACUUUGCACGGAAAGAGGCACAGACUGGUGGAGCCGAAAGCAACCUUGCAGGAGAACAUCUGCCCUGACCAUGGCAGGAUGCUGGAGUUGUACUGCCAAACAGACCAACGCUGCAUCUGUCACCUGUGCAUUACUGAGAAACACAGAGGCCAUAAUGUCAUCGCAAUGGAAGUGGAGGUGGCCAAUAAACAGGUUAAGUUGGAGGAGUUGCAGAAGCAAAACCUUGACAUAAUUGAAGCAAAGGAGAAAGAUGUGCAAGAGCUGAGACAAGCUGUUGAAAUUUUCAGGGCCUCAGCAAAUAGGGCACUGGAGAAGAAUGAGGGAGAGUUUACUGAGCUGAUCCAGUCUUUGAAGGACAAUCAAACCAAAGUGACAGAGCUGAUCCAAGGUCAGACACAGACUGCAGUGAAGCAAGCUGAGGGAUUCAUAAAGACUCUACUCCAGGAGAUUAGUCAUAUGAAGACCUCAGAUGCUGAUCUACAACACCUGCAGCUGCUCUCUCAUACAGGAAAUAAUGUUCGAUUUCUUGAGAGCGCUGUGUCUCUGCCCACACUGACCGAGUAUAAAAAACCAUUUGUCUUCCAUGUGCAUCCAUACAACUCUUUUGAGCGUGACUCCAUGGCAGUUAAUGAACUGACAAAAAAGCUAAACAUGACCUCCAAGUUGAGUUUACUGACAAUUUCCAGAAAAGUGAAAAAUACUAGAAUCGUAACAUCCCCACCGCCAAAGACUCGAGAGGAGUUUCUACAGUAUGCAUCAAAGCUCACUUUUAAUACCAACACAGCCCAUGAAAGUCUCAUCUUAAAAAAAGAUGACAGAGAGGUGUUGGCCUCACACCUGAUCCAGGACUAUCCUGAACAGACUCAGAGGUUUGACUCCAGGGCACAGAUCCUGUGCAAUGAACGUCUCAGAGGGUCGCCUAAAUAUUGGGAGGUGGAGUUUGGUGGGGGCACUUGGGUCUGCAUUGCUGUGUCCUACCAAGGUAUCCGUAGGAAAGGCAAGCAGCGUACUCUGUUUGGGAGAAACUCGCACUCAUGGGGAAUACGUUGUAACUGGUCCUGGAUUGAAUUUUGGCAGGACAAUAAGAAAAUUUUUUCGAAGAUUAAAUCUUGUGGCUCCAAAAUAGGAGUGUAUUUGGACUACAGGGCUGGAAUCUUGGCAUUUUACGAUGUGUCCGACAACAUGAGUCUCAUUUAUCAGCACAAAACUGUUUUCAGAGAGCCUGUUUUUCCUGGGUUUGGACUGGCAGGGAAAGGGUCCUAUGUGAGACUUUGUGAUCCAGUGAAAAAUGAGACAAAUGCCCACUAAAAUGCCCCUUUCUUCUCCA